AUGGAAUGUCUCUACUGUUUGCUGGGAUUCCUGCUUCUGGCUGCAAGAUUGCCGCUCGGUGUCGCCAAACGAUUCCAUGAAGUACUGAGUGAUGAAAGACCUUCUGCUUAUGUGGGAAGCCACAACCAAUUAAACGGCUGGUCUUCAGAUGAAAAUGAAUGGAAUGAAAAGCUCUAUCCAGUGUGGAAACCGGGAGACCCUCGGUGGAAAAACGGUUGGAAAGGAGGCCAUGUGCAGGCAGUCCUGACCAGUGACUCCCCAGCUCUGGUGGGCUCAAAUAUAACAUUUAUGGUGAACCUGGUAUUUCCCAGAUGCCAAAAGGAAGAUGCCAAUGGCAACAUAGUCUAUGAGAAGAACUGCAGAAAUGAUACUGCUCUGACUCCUGACCCAUAUGUUUAUAACUGGACAGCAUGGACAGAAGAUAGUAACUGGGGAAAUGGUUCCAACCAAAGCCAUCACAAUGUUUUCCCUGACGGGAGACCUUUUCCUUACCCCCCAGGAUGGAAGAAAUGGAAUUUUGUCUACAUUUUCCACACACUUGGUCAGUAUUUCCAGAAAUUGGGACGAUGUUCAGUGGGAGUUUCUAUAAACACAGCCAAUGUGACACUUGGCCCUCAACUCAUGGAAGUGACUGUUUAUAGACGACAUCAGCGGAUGUUUUCUCGAAUUGCCAAAGUUAAGGACGUGUAUGUGGUAACAGAUCAGAUUCCUGUAUAUGUGAUAAUGUCUCAGAAGAAUGAUCGAAAUGCAUCUGAUGAAACCUUCCUCAGGGACCUCCCUAUUAUGUUUGAUGUCCUGGUUCAUGAACCUAGCCACUUCCUUAAUGAGUCUUCCAUUAAAUAUAAGUGGAGCUUCGGGGAUAAUACUGGUGUCUUUGUUUCUAACAAUCACAUUUCAAAUCACACGUAUGUGCUCAAUGGAACCUUCAGCCUUAACCUUACUGUGGAAGCUUCUGUGCCUGGACCUUGUCCUCCACCUCCUCCUCGAUCUUCAAAACCCACCUCUUCUUUAGGUUCUGCUGGUAACAGUCCCCUAGAACUCAGCGAGGCCCCAGAUGAAAGAUGCCAAAUUACCAGAUACGGUUAUUUUAAAGCCACCAUCACAAUUGUAGAGGGAAUUCGAGAUGUUAACAUCAUCCAGAUGACAGAUGUGAUGCCUGCGUCCCAGCCUGCAAAUUCCCUGAUGGACUUUGUUGUGACAUGCCAAGGGACCAUUCCCACAGAGGUCUGUACGACCAUCUCUGACCCCACCUGUCAGCUCGCCCAGAACUCUGUCUGCAGCCCUGUGGAUUUAGACAAGAAUUGCUUGCUGACUGUGAGGAGAGCCUUCAGUGGGCCUGGCAUAUAUUGUCUUAGCCUUACCCUGGGUGAUGCUGCAAGUCUGGCCCUCACGAGCACCCUUGUCUCCGUGUCCAGCAAAGUCUUGCUUCUGUUUUAUGACCCAGCAUCCCCUUUAAGACUAGCAAAUGGGGCCCUGAUCUCUGCUGGCUGCUUGGUGAUAUUUGUCAUUGUGGUCACCCUCAUGCUGUACAAAAAAUACAAAGUAUACAAACCAAUAGAAAACAUUCCUGGUAAAGUGAUCAACGACAAAGGCCUGGACACUCUCAUCAACCAUGCAAAGGCCACAUUCUCUUGCAGAAGCCAGGAGAAGGAUCCGCUGCUCAAGAACCAGCCAGGAAUUGUUUAA
Molecule: messenger RNA, 1686 nt
Organism: Chrysochloris asiatica (Cape golden mole)
Lineage: Eukaryota; Metazoa; Chordata; Mammalia; Afrosoricida; Chrysochloridae
Gene: GPNMB
Product: glycoprotein (transmembrane) nmb
Exons: 11
Coding region: 1-1686 (561 amino acids)
Biological process (GO): cell adhesion
Molecular function (GO): integrin binding
Source: RefSeq, a predicted model, not a curated record